UGCUAUAUAGAGCUAGUGCCCGCCUCUCUCCCUCCCUUUCCCGCUGUAGGAAUUCAUCGUGCCUAAGGUGCUUGGUUCUUCACCAGAAGCUAAGGUCCUCAAUCCGGCGACUAGCACCGUCAAAAUUAGGCAUCCAACGCCACAGUUAUAAAAUAAAACAUCUACAAUGGCUUCUGUGUCCGAGCUCGCCUGCAUUUACUCUGCUCUGAUCCUCCACGACGAUGAAGUCGCCGUCACCGAGGACAAGCUGAAUGCUCUGAUCAAGGCUGCCGGAGUCUCUGUGGAGCCCUUCUGGCCAAGUCUCUUCGCCAAGGCCCUGUCCAGCAUCGACAUCGGCAGCCUGAUCUGUAACGUGGGAGCCGGAGGCGGCGCUCCGGCCGGAGUUCCGGCUGCAGGAGGAGCCGCUGCCACUGGGGACGCUCCAGCUAAGGAGGAAAAGAAGAAAGAAGAGAAAAAGGAAGAGUCUGAAGAGUCAGAUGAUGACAUGGGCUUUGGUCUCUUUGAUUAAGCAGUGCUGUUUUUCUAAAAACACAAUAAAAAAACAAAAACUGAUUACUGAA
This is a messenger RNA of Menidia menidia (Atlantic silverside), 560 nucleotides long. The record is from the annotation of a GenBank genome assembly. Lineage: Eukaryota; Metazoa; Chordata; Actinopteri; Atheriniformes; Atherinopsidae.